This is a messenger RNA of Auxenochlorella protothecoides, 957 nucleotides long. Its product is annotated as RING finger protein 121. Gene Ontology annotation, cellular component: endoplasmic reticulum membrane; Golgi membrane. The transcript has 5 exons. The coding region runs from base 1 to 957 and encodes 318 amino acids. The record is from RefSeq and is a predicted model, not a curated record. Gene Ontology annotation, molecular function: ubiquitin protein ligase activity; metal ion binding. Lineage: Eukaryota; Viridiplantae; Chlorophyta; Trebouxiophyceae; Chlorellales; Chlorellaceae.
AUGGGGUCGAACACCACCGCGCCUGUACUUGCGGGUGGCUUCAACACCUCUGUGGGGAUCAACAAUGGGUCGGCAGGGAAUCACACCCUCCUCCACCAGCAUCAAGUAACGCCCGAGGAGAUGAGGCACUCCAUCAUCGUCUUCUACACCGUGCUGGUGGUGAUGCUGGUCGCCCAGGGCGCCCUGUUUGCGUGGCGUAGGAAGCACCGGCGCAGCUACGACCUGGCGACGCUGGUGGGCCUCUGGCUCAUCCCCGCCAUCGUCUCCUUCCAGCUCGGUUUCUGGCGCUUCCUGGUUGUGCUGGCCGCCUACACCGGGGUCACCGGUUACUACCUCUACCGCUGCUGCCAGGGCCAGCUCAGCAAGGACCUGCCCCACCAGGUGUACCGCUGGUUCUUCUGGGUCUUCCACGCCUCCUCCGCCCUCGGCCUCGCCGGCUAUGUCCUCCUGCUCAUGGAGGCGCUGGGGUCGGGGCCCCUUCUCCGGGCCUUCAUGUCCCCCUCCACCUGCCUCUCCGUGCUCUGGUAUGGCCUGUACUUUGGCAUCCUGACCCGUGACGCGGCCGAGGUGGCCAGCGACCGAAUGGCAGUGGGACUAGGCCAGCGCCGCCGCCUGGCGGUGUCGCUGUCCUGCAAGCACCUCUUCCACUCCGACUGCAUCCGGGGGUGGACCAUCGUGGGGAAGAAAGACACCUGCCCCACCUGCCACGAGAAGGUGGACCUGAGGAAGCUGUACGCCUCCAGGCCCUGGGAGAGCACCAACAUGUCCUGGACGCAGAUGCUGGACCUCAUCCGCUUCUUCGUGGUGUGGAACCCCGUCAUCCUCACCGGCCUGCAUUUUGUCUUCCACUGGACGGGGCUGGAGGACAGCCUGGACCAGCCCGGUUUCGACCCCGCCCAGCCCUGGAACGGCACGGCGGUGGGUCUCAAUGCCACGGCCAACGUGACGCUGGGAUGA